CCAGGGUUGCCUUGAAUUCAUCUCCUGCAUUACUGCAUUAAUAAGCCUUGUGAAAAAUUGGAAUUUUAGAUAUGUAUCCCUAUGGAGGUGGUGGUAGAAGAAAUAGGAGUUUUAGAACCAUUCUGUGCUACAGACCAUGUCCCAAAAGAAAAACAAGUCAAAUUGUACCAUCUUUAUGGAAACAGUUGACUUCCUGUUGGCUUUAGGAUACAAAAUGCCAUAUAGUCUCAUGUAGUUCCCAAACUUAGACUUCUGUGUAGCUGAGGCAGGCUUGAUGCUUAGCUUGAUGCUACCAAACCCAAAACCUUGCUUAUAAAUAAAUACCUCUAAUAUGAGAAUUCAGUUCAAGUAUAGAGAAGGCAUAAAAAGCCCCAAGUCCUAGGUUCUAUCCCCACAACAAAUGAAACCCAGAAUGGUGACUUGUAGCCAGGAACUACAAAGAAACCCUGUUUAUAUGACAUAGAGUUUUCAUUAAAACCUUUCCUCAGCUUCCUAAACCUUUGGUGUAAAGGGUAUAUGCAGUGCCGUUGUCUGUGAUUCCAACACCUUUAUUUUAGAAUAUCCAUAGAUACAUAAAAAGAGAAAUUGUGCUCAGUGUUCAUUUGUAUCAAGAUUUAAAAUUUAGAGGUGUGGAAAAAACUAGCUGAGUUGUUCUGGUGUUUAACGUGCUCAGUCCUGGCUUUAAAGCACAGCAAUUCCAUAAAAUCAGCUAUGGUGGAGCACAAACUAAGGAUUCAAGAGGAUGGGAUAGGAGGAUUAACCAAAAAGCUCAGCAAAUCAGAAGUUACUGAGGGUAAGCACCAUAUUGAGUUGGAAAUUAGUCACCAGCCCUGCCACCCAAAAUCAAAUACACCCCAUUCAUACUUUGCUACCCUUUUUUAAGUGUUAGGGUGGUUAAGUCCUACCUUGUCUUUGUUAGAGCUGUUACUAAAACCUUGGCUAUUUCUUACUGUAUCUUGUCCUUUUAGUCCCGAACGGUGGUUAUUUCUGUAAAAUUUCCUUCUGUAAAGUUAAUUCAAGCAAUCAGAGUCUAAACAAAAAAGCCUAAGAAUUUAAUUUGCAGUCAUCACCUGCUUCAGUUAAUAAUAAUAGCCCUACUUGUUUCACGUUUCUUUUUUCUUUUGGGACAUUCUGUAAGUUUUUUUUUUUUUUUUACAAGAAAUAACCUUAGUAACAAUUUUAAAGUUUAUUUAUUGCGUGUAUAUGAUUAGCAUGUUUGCCUCUACACGGGUGCUUAGAUCAGGACAACUUCAAGUCCUUUCGCUGUGUGGGUCCUGUGGAUAGAACUCAGGUGUCAGGCUUGGAAGGCCUUUUCUUAUCUCACUGGGCCCUCAAAAAUAUACGGCCCGUGGUUGGUGGUAGCCUACUGUUUUAAUCCUAAAAGCAUUCUAGGCGGAGGCAGAGAGUUCGAGGCCAGUGUGACACACAGUCAGGGCUGUUGUAGAGAAACCCUGUUGGGGGGGCGGGUGAAUAAAGUCCUUGAAAUAUCCAGUCACUGCUUUGAAUUUAAAAUAACAUUUUGGGGUUGCCGGUUGGAUAAGGGUUUUAGGAAUUGAUUUUUAAAAAUUUGUGCUUUUAACAGGUUGAGGAGACAUAUCUAGUAGUUACUGGGGAAUCAAACAUGAGGUGUCAGCCAUUCGGGGUUAAGGCACUUUUUCCGAUUGCUGGUAUUAAAGGUGUGCGCCACCAGUGACUGCCAGUGGAGUUGUUUUUUAAAGUUAUGCUUCAGCAUUGGAAAUAUCUGAGUUCAUGGUCAAAUGAAGAAAACAAAGUAUUGCAUGUCGGCAGGUUUCCAUUCUGUAGUAUCCAGUUCGAGGUGAUUCGGUUUUACUUGACAGACUUUUCCGCUUCAGUGCUGUCGUUCUCCCCCUCCCCCCACAGCGGGUAAUUUGGACCUUGCCCAGGUGGCUACUUCGCCGCUUUACGGAGAACUGGCGAGAAGUCUUCCCCUUUCCUUUCCCUCCUACCCCCAUUUCCGGCGCUGGCCAAUCGCACGGUUCGCGGGCCACACCUGCAGGCACGCUUUUCCCAUUGGUGACAUAUUGGCGGGCCGGCAGGGCACUUCCUUCUCUGCACCCCGUGACCCGAGUCCGACCGCCGCUGUCGAUCACGCGGUUUCUGCUUCCCGGACUCCGGACCUGAACGCCCGUCCUCGGCGUGGUUGAGAACAAAAAGAAGAUGCACCUGGACUUUCCCGGGACCUCUCUGCGUUUUUAAAGCGUCGGGUGGAGUUGGGGUUCGUAAGCCGCGUUGCUUAUUGAAAGUAGAAGUCACUUCUGCCUUCCUCCGUGGAAAACUUGUACCUUCCAUAAGUGUUUACUACAGAAGGCACCUGUGGUGGUUCUUUAAGCUACCAAAAAUUGCCCAAGCUUGUGUGACAUCAACCCUGUCAAGUGUCCAUGAUGCUGGGCCCUGAGGGAGGUGAAGGCUAUGUGGUCAAACUCCGUGGCCUACCCUGGUCCUGCUCAAUUGAGGACGUACAAAACUUCCUCUCCGACUGCACAAUUCAUGAUGGGGUUGCAGGUGUUCAUUUCAUUUAUACUAGAGAAGGCAGGCAGAGUGGUGAGGCUUUUGUUGAACUUGAGUCAGAAGAUGAUGUAAAAUUGGCUCUGAAAAAAGACAGGGAAAGCAUGGGACACCGAUAUAUUGAGGUGUUCAAGUCACACAGAACCAAGAUGGAUUGGGUGUUGAAGCACAGUGGUCCAAACAGCGCCGACAGUGCCAAUGAUGGCUUUGUGAGGCUUCGGGGACUCCCAUUUGGAUGCACAAAGGAAGAAAUUGUUCAGUUCUUCUCAGGGUUGGAAAUCGUGCCAAACGGGAUCACAUUACCUGUGGACCCGGAGGGCAAGAUUACAGGGGAGGCCUUCGUUCAGUUUGCCUCACAAGAGUUAGCUGAGAAAGCUCUAGGGAAGCACAAGGAGAGAAUAGGGCACAGGUAUAUCGAGGUGUUCAAGAGCAGUCAGGAGGAAGUUAGGUCAUACUCAGAUCCACCUCUGAAGUUCAUGUCUGUGCAGAGGCCUGGGCCCUAUGACCGGCCUGGCACAGCCCGGAGGUACAUUGGCAUUGUAAAACAGGCAGGCUUGGAUAGGAUGAGGUCUGGUGCCUAUAGUGCAGGCUAUGGGGGCUAUGAAGAAUACAGUGGCCUCAGUGAUGGCUAUGGCUUCACCACUGACCUGUUUGGGAGAGACCUCAGCUACUGUCUCUCAGGAAUGUAUGACCACAGAUACGGAGACAGCGAGUUCACAGUGCAGAGCACCACCGGCCACUGCGUCCACAUGAGAGGGCUGCCCUACAAAGCAACGGAGAACGACAUUUACAACUUCUUCUCUCCACUCAACCCUGUGAGAGUUCAUAUUGAGAUUGGUCCUGAUGGAAGAGUGACGGGAGAAGCUGAUGUUGAGUUUGCCACCCAUGAAGAAGCAGUGGCAGCUAUGUCGAAGGACAGGGCCAACAUGCAGCACAGAUACAUAGAACUCUUCCUGAAUUCAACAACAGGGGCUAGCAACGGGGCUUAUAGCAGCCAGGUGAUGCAGGGCAUGGGAGUGUCAGCUGCCCAGGCCACUUAUAGUGGCCUGGAGAGCCAGUCAGUGAGUGGCUGUUACGGGGCCGGCUACAGCGGUCAGAACAGCAUGGGUGGAUAUGAUUAGUGUUGUAGAAGCGUUUUGAGUUAUUUCAAUCAAAAAUUUCACAGGCAGCCAAUAAGCAGUCGAGCAGUUUAUAACUCUAGAGGAAGCUGGGGGACCCACUUUGCACCAUGAGUUUGUGAAAAUCUGGAUUAAAAAAUUACCUCUUC
Molecule: messenger RNA, 3793 nt
Organism: Alexandromys fortis (reed vole)
Lineage: Eukaryota; Metazoa; Chordata; Mammalia; Rodentia; Cricetidae
Gene: Hnrnpf
Product: heterogeneous nuclear ribonucleoprotein F
Exons: 4
Coding region: 2400-3647 (415 amino acids)
Cellular component (GO): ribonucleoprotein complex
Molecular function (GO): RNA binding
Source: RefSeq, a predicted model, not a curated record